AUGAACUUUAUGAAUACUCAUUCACAAUUCAACUUUUCAAGGAAAUCAUUGCCUAGACCUUUAAUAUCGAGGUAGCUGACAAGGGAGAAGAGUUAACCAAGUGUUAAUCAGAAAGCCCCCUCAGCUAAAUUUCGUAUUUCCAAUGCGAAUUAUCAAAUGAAUAGAGAGAAGAUUUAAAAAGCUAAUGGAAAUUAUUUUAGUCAGCAUGAUGAUACAGGUGGUAGCACGAAGAUGUCGAAAGCACACAUUUAAUAACUGUUGAAAAAGAAUGAAAUAGAGUUUAAGUAGUCUUUAUUUGAUCAGGAAGAUAAGGAGGAGGAACUCUAAUUUGUGUUGUUAUGUUAAACAAUUGAAAAACUGUUGUGA
Molecule: messenger RNA, 366 nt
Organism: Paramecium tetraurelia
Lineage: Eukaryota; Ciliophora; Oligohymenophorea; Peniculida; Parameciidae
Exons: 2
Source: RefSeq, a predicted model, not a curated record